This is a messenger RNA of Lindgomyces ingoldianus, 1383 nucleotides long. RefSeq lists its product as uncharacterized. Lineage: Eukaryota; Fungi; Ascomycota; Dothideomycetes; Pleosporales; Lindgomycetaceae. The coding region runs from base 1 to 1383 and encodes 460 amino acids. Gene Ontology annotation, molecular function: nucleic acid binding. The record is from RefSeq and is a predicted model, not a curated record. The transcript is spliced from 12 exons.
AUGUCAAUCAUUUGGUCGAGUCGAAUCGUAUUACGUACGGUUGGAAGCGCUGUCCCAGAGGAUGCUGUGAAAAAGAUAAUGCAACAAAUGUUCCCGGAGAUGCUCGCUCAAUUCAUCGACAAACCUAGAUCCAUCUCAACUUCACCUCCUCCGUCCGAUUCAAACCCCACCACAAACCCCAUUCCGCCGCCUACGCAGAGCAAAAGCUUACUACAAUCUUUACUACAAUCUAUGAGAACACUGCAUACGACGCUCAAUAUCUGCGGAGCGCUACCGACGAGGAAUUUCUCUGUUGUUGAAGAUGAGAAACUCGACAUGCAGUGCAGGAAAGACGAUAUGCUCAAGGAAUUUCAAGAGGAUAUUGAGAGGAUAGUACACGAGAAAAUUUGGGAACUGGAUGCUAAUGAGGACGUGUCCAAGAGUAUAUCUGGCGAUAGGGUGUACAGUCCUACGACAGAUAUACGUGGGGCGCUGGAGGUUCUCGGUUGGACUUGUCGUGAGAUGGUAAUGGGAGUGAAUAUAUGGUGCAAGAUAUUCGACAGUAUAAUGUCUUCAUCCAAACUAUAUACUUGGGUUUGUUGCAUGCACCUACAGGAUGGAACAUACUGUCGCACGUGUCUCACGCGAUAUCAUACCCAUGCACUGCACUAUUCACUCAUUAGGCAUAGCUCCUCUCUCGUACAGUAUAUAACCUUACAAUACGCUCGUUCAAUCCACCUUGUUUGGAUCUCGCUCCCUUGUCGAGUCGUUUGCCAUAUGCUCCCUCCUCAGCUCAUGCAAGACAUACCCCGGGUAUUAGCCCGGGUUGCAUGGUCACGUGGUUGGGCCUUCUUUCGCCAAUUCCGGGUUCCACCACUGAGGGGUUGUUUUCCAAUACUCGCUUACGGUCCAACUGUAAGGACGGAGCUCUGUACUUUCCGUUCCGUUCAGGAAACUGAGCUGCUCCUGCUCCAGCUUGAGCUGUGGCUGAGUUGGGGUGACAGCGUGAACUUCCCCCUACGCACGCUGGAGCGGGCCCCCUACACAGCGGAGCUGGCAGCGAUGGCGGCAGCGCUGACCUCCCUCCUGACAUGCCAGACGGCGGACCAGGUCAUCAUUCUCACCAGCAGCCAAGCGGCCAUACAGGCAAUACGCCAACCGCGGGAUCAGUCCGGCCAAGCCAGCAUCGAACAGAUCUACAACGCGACUCGGGCACUAAGGGAAAGGCGGUGCUCGGUACGUAUGACCCUUUUACCAAGCAAGGUCAACAGUAACCAGGACCACACUGGAGCGGGCCCUGUUUCGGACCCUCAAAGCCCGGUUAUUCUUACCCAGACGCAUGCCGACUCAGUUCGCCCAAGCCUGCUGCUGACAUCAGCGAAAAUAGCUAUUGAGGGACUAUAG